AUGCCGUUCCACCCGGUGACCGCGGCGUUGAUGUACCGGGGCAUCUACACCGUGCCCAACAUCCUGUCCGAACAGCGGCCCGUGGAGAUCCCGGAGGACGAGCUGGAGGAAAUCCGUGAGGCCUUCAAAGUGUUUGACAGAGAUGGUAAUGGGUUCAUCUCCAAGCAGGAACUGGGCACCGCCAUGCGCUCCCUGGGUUACAUGCCCAACGAGGUGGAACUGGAGGUCAUCAUUCAGCGGCUGGACAUGGACGGUGAUGGCCAAGUGGACUUUGAAGAGUUCGUGACGUUACUGGGGCCCAAGCUGUCCACCUCGGGGAUUCCUGAAAAGUUUCACGGGACUGACUUUGACACGGUAUUUUGGAAG
Messenger RNA from Vombatus ursinus (common wombat), 366 nucleotides. Its product is annotated as calcium-binding protein 7-like. The annotation marks the transcript as partial. NCBI's taxonomy places the organism in Eukaryota, Metazoa, Chordata, Mammalia, Diprotodontia, Vombatidae. The transcript has 3 exons. Gene Ontology annotation, molecular function: calcium ion binding. The record is from RefSeq and is a predicted model, not a curated record.